GAGCAGGGAGUGAGGAGGAAGCAGAGAAAGUUGUCAGAGGAGCGGAGGGGACGCGACCGGAUGGAAACCGAGGGCUCCGACGCGAGAUCAAAGGCGCCCGAGCCGCGCGCGAGCACAUGAACCAGAGCCGGUCCUGCGCGUGGACACGGAGACGCGGACAGGAAGAGGACACGGCUCGUCUCUUGUGGGUUUCUGCUCCGUAAAAGUGUCUUUAAGUUUCAGGGGCAGCGCGCGGCCCUUUCACCAACUCUUCCGGGAGGAUAAUUCAGAAAAGAAGAAGCGGCUUUUUCGUCGAGGAAGGAAGGAGGAGGGUGUUCCCUUCCGAGGAGUCCUGCUCGGCUUUAGGCGUUGGCACCCGGGAAGGGAGUCCCUCGCCAUGGCCGGGGCCAAGCCGGGAGUCCACGCGCUGCAGCUCGAAGCCGUGAAGGUCUCCGAAGUCCUUUUAAAGGGAGGCAAGUUCAUCAAAUGGGAAGAGGAGCCCGACAUCCUGGACAUCAACUUGAUCAGAGACACCAGAACAGGAAAGUACGCCCGGCAGCCAAAGGACCAGAAGACGAGGGGUUUGCUGGACUUAAACAAGGAGAUUCCCGAGGGGCGGCUGUUGACCAUCGUGUACGGCUCCGACCUGGUCAACGUCUCGUUCCUCAACUUCCUUGCUCUGCAGGAGGAAACGGCAAAGAUUUGGGCAGAAGAGCUCUUCUCAAUUACCAAAAACAUUAUUUCCCGCAAUGAAUCCCGUAUGAACUACAUAUACAAAGUGUAUAUCAAGCUAAAGCUUUAUGAAAAUCAGGAGGGGAAUAUUUUAUUGAAGCAUUUUCACAAGUUGUUCUCUGAUAAAAGACGGGUGGAACAAUCCCUGGACCAGUGUGGGCUCCUCGUCAACAAGCUAAUUGGAGUAAAAGCAAAGAAUUUAACGGUUAAAACUUUUAUGGAUUUUCUCGACAACUUGACUGCACGGCCCGAGUUAGAAAAGAUCUUUGAAGAAUGUGGCUCUAAGAGGAAGCCAUUUAUCACUUUGGACCAGUUCAUGGAGUUCCUCAACCACAAGCAGCGAGACCCCAGGCUGAACGAGGUGCUGUACCCUCCGCUGAAGAAGGACCAGGUUCGGCAGAUCAUGGAAAAAUACGAGCUCAACCACAGCCGGCUGGACCGAGAUCAGAUCAGCAUGCAGGCGUUCAAUAACUAUCUGAUCGGAGAGGAGAACUUCAUCAUACCUCCAGAAAGGCUGGAUCUCAUCGACGACAUGAACCAGCCACUGUCCCACUACUUCAUAAACUCCUCUCACAACACAUACCUCACGAUGGGUCAGCUUGCGGGUCCGUCGUCCGUUGAGAUGUACAGGCAGGUUCUUCUGACCGGCUGUCGCUGCGUGGAGCUGGACUGUUGGAAAGGCCGAACAAACGAGGAGGAGCCGUACAUCACCCAUGGCUUCACCAUGACCACUGAGAUCUCCUUCAAGGAAGUGCUGGAAGCGAUCGCAGAGAGUGCGUUCAAGGCCUCACCGUACCCUGUCAUCCUGUCAUUUGAAAACCACGUCGAGUCCCCAAAACAGCAGGCCAAGAUGGCGGAGUACUGCAAAACCAUCUUCGGAGACGCGCUGCUCGUUGAGCCACUGGAGAAAUAUCCGCUGAAAAAAGAACAGCCACUUCCCUCGCCGCAGGAUCUGCUCGGAAAGAUUCUCAUUAAAAACAAGAAGAAGCAUAAACCCAAGAGCAAGGGCAGCAUACGGCGCAAAGAGGAGCCGUCGUUACCCGUCAACGGAGGAGAAGGAGAAAGCGAAGACGACGAGGAAUACGAACCUGUGACUGAGCCGAAAGGGUCCAACAGCGAAGAGGGUACCGCUAGCGAUGAGGUUGUGGCCACAGAGGAGAUGUCGAACCUCGUCAACUACGUUGAGCCUGUGAAAUUCAAGAGCUUCGAGGUGGCAACCGAAAGGAAGAAGUUCUUCGAGAUGUCAUCGUUUGUGGAAACCAAAGGCCUGGACCUCGUGAAGAGUUUCCCCGUUGAGUUUGUUGAGUACAACAAGAACCAGCUGAGCCGAAUCUACCCCAAAGGAACGAGGGUAGACAGCUCCAACUACAUGCCUCAGCUCUUCUGGAAUGUUGGUUGCCAGAUGGUGGCGUUAAACUUUCAGACUCUCGAUCCUGCCAUGCAGCUGAACAUGGGGGUAUUUGAAUACAAUUUAAACUGCGGCUACCUACUAAAACCGGAGUUCAUGAGAAGACCGGACAAACACUUUGACCCUUUCACAGAAAACAUUGUGGAUGGAAUUGUUGCCAAUACAGUCAAGAUAAGGGUGAUCUCAGGCCAGUUCGUGACAGAGAAAAAGGUGGGAGGUGUGUACGUGGAGGUGGACAUGUUUGGACUCCCAGCUGAUACGAGGAGGAAGUUCCGAACCAAAACAUGCGUGGCGAACUCAAUGGACCCUUUGUGGGACGAGGAAACUUUUGUCUUUAAUAAAGUGGUUCUACCUUCACUGGCCUCUUUGAGGAUAGCGGUGAUGGAGGAUAACGGCAAGUUUAUCGGACACCGAAUUCUCCCCGUUUCUGCCAUCAGACCCGGCUACCGCUACGUCAACUUGAAAAAUGAGCUGAACCAGCCACUAAUGCUGGCCUCCCUGCUGGUUUAUACAGAAGUUAUGGACUACAUUCCCAAUGAGCACCAAGAAUAUGCUGAUGCUUUGACCAACCCCAUCAAGCACAUCAUUGGGAUGGACAAGAGAGCGGACCAGCUCGCUGCUCUGAUUGAUGGCUUUUACCCUGAGGAUGACGUCCUCGAAACUGAUGCAGAAAUCAACAAAGAGAAUCAGGUUUUUAAAACGGAUCCGCUCCCCUGCCUCUUACAACCGCUUCCCACGAGUCUUCCAGAGGAUUCCCCAGACAUCAUCAGGAUACCUACACAAGUACCUCCACGAGAUACUCAUGUAGCGUCUGUCCUGACAGAGAUCCAGGUUUUGUCUCUAAAAGAACUGAAGGAGCACAAGAGUUACGAUAAAGUAAUGAAGAAACAGAUUAAAGACUUGAAAGAGCUGAAGAAAAAACACCAGAAGAAGCUUCAGGCAGAAAGCCAGAAAAAAGAUAAAAACUUCAAACGUAGCAUCAAGAAAGGUGAAUCUGAGGAAACCAGUGCACAGAAGCUACGGGAGCAGCAGAUGCAGGAACUUCUAAAUCUCCGGCAGCAGCUUCACUUGCAAGAAGGAGUGAUGCGACAAGAACAGUUAGUCGAGGAGUUGAAGAAGCUGAAGGAGUUGGCGGUUGAAUGUCAGGCAGCUCAGGUGAAGAAGCUCAAGGAGAUCUGCGACCGGGAGAAGAAGGAGCUCCAGAAGAUCCUGGACAGGAAACGACAAAACAGCAUCAGUGAAGCCAAGAUCAAAGACAAAGAGAAGCCCGAAAAGGAUCUCGAGGAGAUCAACAGGAAACAUAUUAACGACUCUGUGGCCUCGCUACGCAAGCUGGAGGACGAGCAGAACAGGAGACAGGACAACAUCAAACUGAAGCACCAGGAGCUGCUGUAUUAUUUAGACGAAACUCUUCCUGUCCUGCUCCGGGCUCAGCUGGAUCAAGAGCUGGAAGAGGAGUCUCGUGCGCUGCCCGAAGAGAUCUGCCGGCUCCUCCAGAUGAACCUCCAGAACAAAGACCUUCAGAACGACGCCCUGCACUCGUCCAAUCACAGCAGCCCCAGCUCGGGCCAGCCCUCCAACUGCUCCACGCCGCUGUUCCCCUCGACGCCCGACCGACGCAACCAGAACAACAGAGACGGCGGCAUGUCCGACUCGAGCUCCACCACGCCCAUCCUGUCUGAGGCAGAGAUGUCGUUUGAAAGCUUCAAGCAUCGACGAAAGUCUCUUGAGAUCGUCAUCGUUUAG
Messenger RNA from Nematolebias whitei (Rio pearlfish), 3865 nucleotides. RefSeq names its product phospholipase C, beta 3 (phosphatidylinositol-specific) (gene plcb3). Gene Ontology annotation, biological process: lipid catabolic process; phosphatidylinositol-mediated signaling. The record is from RefSeq and is a predicted model, not a curated record. Gene Ontology annotation, molecular function: phosphatidylinositol-4,5-bisphosphate phospholipase C activity; calmodulin binding; calcium ion binding. NCBI's taxonomy places the organism in Eukaryota, Metazoa, Chordata, Actinopteri, Cyprinodontiformes, Rivulidae.